Solea senegalensis (Senegalese sole) is the source of this 2295-nucleotide messenger RNA. RefSeq names its product YY1 transcription factor b (gene yy1b). The coding region runs from base 185 to 1351 and encodes 388 amino acids. Gene Ontology annotation, cellular component: PcG protein complex; transcription regulator complex. Gene Ontology annotation, biological process: regulation of transcription by RNA polymerase II. Gene Ontology annotation, molecular function: DNA-binding transcription factor activity, RNA polymerase II-specific; RNA polymerase II cis-regulatory region sequence-specific DNA binding. The record is from RefSeq and is a predicted model, not a curated record. The transcript has 5 exons. Lineage: Eukaryota; Metazoa; Chordata; Actinopteri; Pleuronectiformes; Soleidae.
UUGUGUAUGAAAGACCAUAGUGGCGACGAGAAGUGGCGUAGGCCGAAGAGUUGUUAUCGAAGAAGAGGGAGUAGAGACGGGAGCAGGAACAGAGCAGAGCAGGGGGUGUGUGAGUCUGUUUGUGGUUUCCAAAACAGGGGCACAAAACGGCGUGAAUGAAAGAGGCAAGCUGGCGGACUACAAUAUGGCAUCCGGAGAUACUCUGUACAUCCAGACAGACGGCUCGGAGAUGCCGGCCGAGAUCGUGGAGCUCCACGAGAUAGAAGUGGAAACGAUACCGGUGGAGACCAUUGAGACCACGGUGGUCGGCGGGGAUGACGACGACGACGAGGAUGAUGAGGACGACGAGGACGACGACGACGACGACGACGGGCAACCCAUGAUCGCACUGCAGCCGCUGGUGACGGACGACCCCAGCUCGAUCCACCACCACCACCAUCAUCACCACCAUCACCAGGAGGUGAUCUUGGUCCAGACCCGAGAGGAGGUGGUUGGCGGGGAUGACUCGGACCUGCACACGGACGGCGGCGGGUUUGAGGACCAGAUCCUCAUCCCGGUACCGGCCCCGGGAGUGGAGGACGAAUACAUCGAGCAGACUUUGGUGACUGUGGCUGGGAAAAGCUCGGUGGGUCGGAUGAAACGGGGAGGCGGCGGCAGCGGUGGCAAGAAAGCGGGUAAAAAGAGCUACCUAAGCGGCGCGGAAGCAGGCGGAAGAAAAUGGGAACAGAAGCAGGUGCAAAUAAAGACACUGGAGGGGGAAUUUUCUGUCACGAUGUGGGCAUCGGAUGACAAUAAAGACAUUGACCAUGAGUCAGUGGUGGAGGAGCAGAUUAUUGGGGAGAACUCGCCUCCGGACUACUCCGAGUACAUGACGGGGAAAAAGUUACCCCCUGGCGGCAUUCCAGGAAUUGACCUAUCGGACCCCAAACAGCUGGCUGAAUUUGCCAGAAUGAAGCCCAGGAAGGUCAAAGAGGACGACGCUCCCCGAACGAUAGCUUGCCCUCAUAAAGGCUGCACAAAAAUGUUCAGGGAUAACUCGGCCAUGAGGAAGCAUCUCCACACCCACGGGCCUCGCGUGCACGUCUGCGCCGAGUGCGGCAAGGCCUUCGUCGAGAGCUCCAAACUCAAACGUCACCAACUUGUUCACACGGGAGAGAAACCCUUCCAGUGUACGUUUGAAGGCUGUGGGAAAAGAUUUUCUCUGGACUUCAACCUGCGCACACACGUGCGCAUCCACACUGGAGACCGGCCCUACGUCUGCCCUUUCGACGGCUGCAAUAAGAAGUUCGCCCAGUCAACCAACCUUAAGUCUCACAUUCUGACACACGCCAAAGCCAAAAAUAACCAAUGAGGACCCCUCCCACCAGUGUCGGGCCACACAGGCGGAGAAAAAAACAAAACAACAAAAAACGAGCAUCCUUUUGGCACACGUGAAACCUCUUUUGAAGACGGAAUGAAAAGCUUGAGACUUUAAUGGAUUUAUAUCACAAAAAUCUGACAGAUUAAAAAACUUUAAAAAAAAAAGAGAGAAACACUGAAAAUCGGCUAGUUUUCCUGCAUCCCCCUUUUUUCUGCUGUCAUAUUGGAUGACUCCCCCCCCCACCCACGGCCCCGGCUGACACCCUCCCUUUUGUUUUGCCAGUGGCACUCACCUGCCAGAAGUUGGAACUCAUGGACACACAUCAGAGACUUAUUUUUACCAGAGUGAGCAGAGACGCAGCAGUCCUUUAUUCGUAAUUUUAUUUUCCCGCAAGCUUUUAUUUUCCUUCGAGUGUGCAUAUUGUACGCUCGACUCAGGCUACGAUUGGUUAAAUAAUGAUUUAUUAUUUUUCUCCCCCCCCCCGCAUCAUGAGAUCGUACCUAUGAUACAAAAAGUGUGACGUGUUUCACAUGUAUGAGAAGUUUAAUAACAGCUGUAUGUUUGCAUUUCCAUACCCUCUUUGGUUGUAUUUUUCUCUAACCACACAAUAAUCUUGUAUACUUGUAUUGUAUGGCUGUAUUAAAAUUAUGUAGACAUAGAUAGAGGUGUGAUUUAAAGUGUUUAACCAAUUAAACUUUUAGUCAUGAGUUGCUUUAUAUUUUCAUUAAACAGAUGAACGAGUCAUAUAAACUCGUUCGGAGGCUGUCUCAUUUAAAAGUAUCUGAAGUGUACGUUGAACUGACUGCGAGAAUCAUCACUUUCUUUGUUAGAAUGUAUUGUACAGACAUCAACAUUAACUUCCUUUGUUGGUAUUUACACCCAUGUAUCUCAACUGCCCACAAUAAACUGGGUCAUUACAGCCCUGUCAAAAUACA